Molecule: messenger RNA, 480 nt
Organism: Knipowitschia caucasica
Lineage: Eukaryota; Metazoa; Chordata; Actinopteri; Gobiiformes; Gobiidae
Source: the annotation of a GenBank genome assembly
AUGUUGGCAACCAAGACCAACCAGCGUACGCGAUCACGCCUGGAUGUGGUUUUGGGGGUCUUUCAAGUGCUGUCAGGCUCAGGCAGCGGGUGGGACUUUGAUGACAUGUGUAGUGGUUUUAUGGGGGAACAGGGUGCUGCUGGGUGGGGCGGGGUGAGACGGAGAUUGCUCGAGUCUGUUUGUGUGGAAGUGAACGUCGGAAAAGUCUUUGUUCCUCAGAUGUCGCUGGGAGCUCUGGUCUUGCAGGUCAUGACGUGUGUGUUCAGUGUGACACAGUGUACUGGGAUGUCCUCCGAAGAUGAAAGACGUGACAGCCCAUUGGCCCAUCUCCUCACAGAGACACAAGAGGUCACCGGGGCAACCAUCCCAACAGUCUUCUACAGCCCCCCAGUGCAUCAUGAAUAUCCACGAAGGUUGCAGAAUGUGUCGUCGCCUUCAGAGCGCGGUGGGAGUGCGUCGUAUGUCAUCGCAGGCGGCUGA